This is a messenger RNA of Didymodactylos carnosus, 1473 nucleotides long. The record is from the annotation of a GenBank genome assembly. Lineage: Eukaryota; Metazoa; Rotifera; Eurotatoria; Philodinida; Philodinidae.
AUGUCAACUGAUCGUCGUUAUCCCACACGAAACACGACAAGAAUCGAUCAAACCACUGGUGAACUAUCGACCCAAUUACCAUCUACACGAAGAAUAGCCUCGUCAAAUAUAGAACAUCCGCUAACCGACACCCAGGAGUCACAACAUUUGGAUAAUAGGGAUACAGCGAACCUGGAAUCGCAUUCUACCGUGACCAUCCUGAAAACAUCCGAUGAAUCAAUAUUCCCUUCGUUCCACCAACCACAACAACCGACAAUGACGUCACCAUCCGCACAAACAUACUCUUUACAAACAGAAAUCGAUUACCUACGGAAAGAAUUGGAAUUAUUGAAGCUACAACAGUCUCAGCAGCACAUGAAUGCCGCCCAUUCAUAUUCAUCUAAUACACGAUCAUUCGAUCGCAAUCCAUUAUCAACCAUCCCACCGCUAUCAUCAUGCACAUCGAUAGCUACUACACCGAUGCAUUUUAUUAUUAACACAGAUCCACUUCAGCAAAUGAAAGAUUUUGUUAAACCGUUUUAUGGCAAGUCUGAUGAUGAUGUUGACAAAUGGAUUGAAAGUAUUAUUCACUAUUUCGACGUCGCACGUCUCCCUGGCGAUAAAGAACAAUUGUAUUUUCAAUACGCUCCAGCUUUUUUAAAAGAAUACGCAUAUAAAUGGUGGACCGAAGAAAAACCCUGUAUUUGGAACUGGCUAACAUUUAAACAAUUAUUAAUGGAGAAAUUUGGUAAAAAGAAUGAAUAUUUCAUUGAACAACAGUUGGAUCAACGCAAACAACAAUUCAAUGAACCUGUUAUCAAAUAUUACUAUGAUAUUAUCGAUCUAUGUAAGAGAUACGACCCGAAUAUGUCGGAUAAACAAAAAAUUCGUAAACUGACAAAUGGAUUACGCUUUUCAUUAUACCAAGAUGCUAUUAAAGAGACGUACGCAACGCCGUCCGAAUUUUUAACGAAGGUGCAACAUUUGGAGAACAUUCAGAAGUUGAUCGAGCUUCGACAAUCACAGAUAGAAGGUUCAACUAUAUGGAAAGAUGCGGAUAGUACGUCAUCUCUACAACAAAUUCAGCUCCAUUCAUCGUCAAAAUCACAGGUAUCAUCGAAUGAUCCGUCAAGUAAUCGAUCCACCCAACGUACUCGUAAUUCUUCACCAAUGCACGAUGAAUACUCCUAUCAAACACACCGUCCGUAUUAUUCGUCACCAAACUCUUACCCAUUUUAUCAACAAUAUUCUUCUGAUCUGAAUGAUCAACAUAUAUCACCGCAAUCAUCUAUAACACAGCACAUGUACGGUCGACAACCGACUACCGAUUACAAUCGAACAUAUUCAUCUUCGCACAAGCCCACUCAUCCAUCAAAUGGAUCAAGUUUUCAAUGUUAUAAUUGUGGACAGUCGGGACAUAUUGCUCGUCACUGCUCAAAAAAGAAUCAUGCAUCAUCAGACUCACGACAACACGCACGUUCAAAAAACCAAUAG